GGCAGCCAUUUGUGCCCGCCCCCCUGGUUUUCUCCAGUCGAGUGACGCCAGGGACUGUCCCAAUGGCGGCGGUCACGGCGGCUUCUCGCAGACUUGGAGACCUGCUGAAAUGGCGACUGACAGCCCCCACCCACCGGGGUCUGAACCUUAGCCUUCGCCCCAUGGGCUCCUCUGCACCCAGUGAGACCCCCGGAGCUGCCCCCAGCAAAGCCCCAGACCACAGCUAUGAGUCCCUUCGGGUGACAGCUGCCGAGAGACACAUUCUGCACGUGGAGCUAAACCGGCUGGAGAAGAGGAAUGCCAUGAACAGGGCCUUCUGGAGGGAGAUGGUGGAAUGCUUUAAGAAGAUAGCGCAAGACGCCGACUGUCGGGCUGUGGUGAUCUCUGGUUCAGGAAAAAUGUUCAGUGCAGGUAUCGACCUCGUGGACAUGGCUUCGGACCUCCUCCAGCCCCAGGGAGAAGACGCAGCGCGCAUCAGCUGGCACCUCCGCAGGCUCAUCGCCAGCUACCAAGAGACCUUCAGCGUCAUCGAGAAGUGCCCUAAACCGGUGAUCGCAGCCAUCCACGGGGGCUGCAUCGGCGCAGGCGUGGACCUCAUCACUGCCUGUGACAUCCGCUACUGUGCCCAGGAUGCUUUCUUCCAGGUGAAGGAGGUGGACAUAGGUUUGGCGGCCGAUGUGGGAACCCUGCAGCGACUGCCCAGAGUCAUCGGGAACCAGAGCCUGGUCAACGAACUGGCCUUCACCGCCCGCAAGAUGAUGGCUGACGAGGCCCUGGGCAGUGGGCUGGUCAGCCGGGUGUUCCCAGAAAAAGAGGUCAUGCUUGAUGCCGCCUUCGCCCUCGCCGCCGAGAUUUCCAGCAAGAGCCCCGUGGCGGUGCAGGGUACCAAAAUCAACCUGCUCUACUCCCGCGACCAUUCGGUGGCCGACAGCCUCAACUACGCGGCGUCCUGGAACAUGAGCAUGCUGCAAACCGAGGACAUCGUUAAGUCCGCCCAGGCCGCGAUGGAGAAGAAGGAACUGAAGAAUAUCACUUUCUCCAAUCUCUGAGAGCCCCCGCGUCCCCACCCUGGCCCGGGGUCUGGCCUUGUUCCGCCUCGUGCCCGUGUUUCCUCACCUGCAGAGCGGGAGGAUGGGUGAAGAUGGUCACCUGGCCGCCUUCUCACCCAGCCUCCCCGUUUAUAACUUUAUGACACUGACUUCCUCAUCUUAUCUUUGCCUUACUAACAAUAAAGCGAAGUAAAGAA
Molecule: messenger RNA, 1246 nt
Organism: Equus quagga
Lineage: Eukaryota; Metazoa; Chordata; Mammalia; Perissodactyla; Equidae
Gene: ECH1
Product: enoyl-CoA hydratase 1
Exons: 10
Coding region: 63-1049 (328 amino acids)
Cellular component (GO): mitochondrion
Molecular function (GO): delta(3,5)-delta(2,4)-dienoyl-CoA isomerase activity
Source: RefSeq, a predicted model, not a curated record